Messenger RNA from Myxocyprinus asiaticus (Chinese sucker), 11151 nucleotides. RefSeq names its product shaker-related potassium channel tsha2-like. Gene Ontology annotation, molecular function: delayed rectifier potassium channel activity; protein binding. Gene Ontology annotation, biological process: protein homooligomerization; potassium ion transmembrane transport. The coding region runs from base 352 to 1779 and encodes 475 amino acids. Lineage: Eukaryota; Metazoa; Chordata; Actinopteri; Cypriniformes; Catostomidae. The transcript has 2 exons. The record is from RefSeq and is a predicted model, not a curated record. Gene Ontology annotation, cellular component: voltage-gated potassium channel complex; membrane.
AUUGGGUUCCAAUAACGUUUUAAAACUUGAUGUCAAUAUAAUUUCAACGCAUUGCAAAGCAGUUUCAUGUUGCAGGUAAGAAUGUUUAGAAAGAAAUAUGAACUAGACACGCGAUCACAUUUUAAUAAUAAUAAUAAUAAUUGUGUAAAUAUUCAUAGACACCGCGCGCGAAGGGAGGGAGGGAGUGAGCAAGGAAGGGAGGGCUUUGCUGCUUAAAAUGCUGUGAAUGUGCCAACUUGGGGAGGAAAAUGCGCGCGACAACAGCUAAGUGACGCGACACGCGCCGCUCUACAAGUUCUCGCACGCUUUUUCUGAGGCGCGAAAAACACUCGCCCUUCUGAGGGGACAAACAUGACCGUGGUGCCCGGGGAGAACCUCGACGAGACUGUGGCACUAACAGCCCUCUCCCAAGAUGUGUACGACCCCGAACGAGCUGACCAGGAGUGCUGCGAGCGGGUGGUCAUCAACAUCUCGGGGCUCCGCUUCGAAACCCAACUGAAGACAUUGGCGCAAUUCCCGUCCACCUUACUCGGCGACCCCAGGAAACGAAUGCGCUUCUUCGACCCUCUGAGGAACGAGUACUUCUUUGACAGAAACCGACCCAGUUUUGACGCCAUCCUUUACUACUAUCAGUCUGGAGGCAGGUUACGGAGACCCGUCAACGUUCCCGUGGACAUCUUUAUGGAGGAGAUUAAGUUCUACGAGUUGGGAGAAGAAGUCAUUGAGAAUUUUAAAGAGGAUGAGGGCUUCAUUAAGGAGGAAGAGCGACCUUUGCCAGAAAACGAGUUCCAGCGGCAGGUCUGGCUCUUGUUCGAGUACCCCGAGAGCUCUGGACCCGCGAGGGGUAUCGCGAUAGUGUCCGUGCUCGUCAUUUUGAUCUCAAUCGUCAUCUUUUGCUUGGAGACUUUACCAGAGUUUAGGGAAGAUGGAAAAAUGCACCAGGAGCACCUCGCGACCAACGGAACUGUUGGAUCCAAGAAGCCAAAUCCCUUCACUGACCCCUUCUUCAUUGUGGAGACCCUUUGUAUAAUUUGGUUCUCCUUUGAAUUGUUGGUGCGGUUUCUCGCGUGCCCGAGCAAGCCCGCCUUUUUCAAGAACAUCAUGAACACGAUCGACAUCGUGGCGAUUAUUCCCUACUUCAUCACCUUGGGUCUAGAGUUGGCCGAGCAUCAGGGCAACGGGCAGCAGGCCAUGUCGCUGGCCAUCCUGAGGGUCAUUCGUUUGGUGCGAGUGUUCCGCAUCUUCAAGCUCUCCAGACACUCCAAGGGGCUCCAGAUCUUGGGGAAGACCCUACAAGCGAGUAUGCGGGAACUCGGUCUUCUCAUAUUCUUCCUUUUCAUUGGAGUUAUACUGUUCUCCAGUGCCGUCUACUUCGCCGAGACGGACGACCCCGACUCGGGGUUCAGCAGCAUCCCUGAUGCCUUCUGGUGGGCAGUGGUUUCCAUGACAACUGUGGGCUACGGGGACAUGUGCCCAGUCACCAUAGGUGGCAAAAUUGUGGGCUCUUUAUGUGCGAUCGCUGGCGUGCUCACUAUUGCUCUCCCGGUGCCCGUCAUCGUGUCCAAUUUCAAUUACUUUUACCACCGGGAGACCGAGCACGAGGAGCAGUUACAGUACACGCAUGUAACAUGUGGCCAGCAGCAACCGUCAUUUGGCGAAUUUAAAAGGAACGACAGCACACCAUCCCUCUCGAAAUCAGAUUCAGAAGAUGGAGAUUCGGUCAAGUACACCAACUGCAGCCCCCAUAAAGCGUGUACAGAGAAACUUCCCGAUGUAUGAAUGUGGACAAACACAACCAAAGAAACGCACUUUUCUCUGUGAGUACAUCCUCAUCGCUCGCUCCGGCUUGAGUAGAUGUCUAAUAACCGUGAGGAACACUUUAUUUGAAAAGGCUAACAGUAUAUUUAAUGCGCGUUUAUUUUCGAAACUGUCUUGUGUUGUUGUGAUCGUCGAUCAUCGGAGCGCGCAGACGUAAAACGAAACUGUAGCUAUCUAGCCGCAAAGAAAUACAAAUAAAGAAUACGCAAAAAUAUAGGUACGUAUAUUAUAAACAAGCCCUAUUCAAUAGAUGUGUAGCACUUUAUUCAUGUAGGUUUAAUUAACAAAUUCGUUGAUGCGUUAAUUACUUAUUUUAAAAUGUAUUUAUUUUUUGCGAAUUCGACAGCUGUGCGAUAAUAACGUUUACAUACAAGUUGCUUAUUUGGAGAGAAAUAUUAGGACCAAUAUAUAUAUUUUAUAGCAUUUUUUAUUCGAUUGUUUGUUUGUUUGAUGAGGAUGACAGUUCAGUUGCAAGGUCAUUUGGAAAAACGACUUGCACCAGCAAUGGCAAUCAAUUCUAUUAGCUAUGUGCGUAGCUAUAAUGCUUUAUUUUUUUCAAGAAGAUCGGUAGAAGAGCGAACCAGCUUUAUACUGCAAUAUAUUUCAUUUUUACGGUUGUCAUAAUUGUUUCUGCAGUGACAACAAUACAUUUUGCAGCAUUGCUUUACAGGUUAUUGCUUCUUAAAAUAUUGAUCCAUUUUUAGCACUAAGUAGGAGCAAAGACAGAGCACUGCAGGGCUGAAACUUUGCUGAUCAGCAGUGAGUUUGAAAAUAACUUCAUAUUAUCAACAGAUGUGUAGGGAAUAAUGAAUGAACAGGUUGGCGCCUAAAUCGGAGUACGGUCAUUUUAAAAUCCAGUAGUGACAUCUAGUGGAGAAGGCUGAAACUGCAAGAAGAAAAUGUGUUUCCAUAGCAACCUUCCAGACUAUUCUCGAGACAUUAGGCAAUAUGUAGUUCCUUAAAUGUGUUCACAAGAAAGACUGCUGGUGCUUAUAUUCAAAACAAAAUACAUUCUUUCAUAAAUUCAGCAACAUAUUUAGCCCCAGGCAUUUCGAUGGAAUGUUAGCCUAUUAGUCGGCCUAGUUUAAAUAAAUAAAGCCAGAAAGGCUCAUUCAAAACAUCACAGAGGAUAAAACACAGUGUAAUAAUAAUAAUAAUAAUAAUAAUAAUAAUAAUAAUAUAUAAACACACACACACACACAGGCAACACCAAUCAAAAAGCAGCUAAAAAAAUUGAGAAACAUCAAUAUUUCUGCUCUGCACCAACGUCAGGAGGACAUCAUGCGUACAGCACAAAAAAGGGAUUCAUUGUGACGUCACAGUGAGGAGGGAAAACCUUGGCCGCCUAUUGGCUGGAUUAGGAGAAUCAACACCGCAGAGAAUUCCUGCAAUGUCAAUAAUGGAAUAACUAAACGUGAAAGCAAAUAUUUCCAGCCACACCACAUCAUCAACUACCUCCACAAACUUUCUGUUCUUUUAAUUGGAUUUUCACCUUAACAUGAAGGAUUUGCGCAGGAUGAGGUGCAGUUAUGAAUAUGGGUGUCUGAUAUUAUGCAGAAUAUCAUCAAGGAUAACAUGAGCCUUCAGCAAAGCAGCACCACACAACUACACAUUCACAUCUACUGUAUGGAAGUCGACAAUUUUUCUCUUUGAGAUGUACAACGCCUCAAAAGAGUUUGAUGAGGGAUAGUACUGUCAAAUGUGGAAUCUAACAGAGGAAACAUGGACAACGGGGUACUAUGGUAAAUGUAAAGAUGCUUUUUAAACUUGAAAUCACAGAUGACAUGCACAAAAAAAAUUGUUUAUUUGCUCAAAACAAAAACCUGCUAUUGGGAUGUACAGUAUGUGCGUGUGCGUGUGUGCAUAUAUGUCCUCAUACCAGCUAAGUAUAUUACGUUUAAACGUUACAUAUCGUGUGCUAUACCAAAACAAAUUAUGGUAUGUGUGGAAAGUUGGCCAUGGAAUAAAUCUUGAUUAUUAUUAUUUUAAUUUAUUCAAUUUUUACAAACAAACUCAAAAGUACAUGAAAUCAGUCAUAUAAAAUGGGAACAAUGACGACAUACAUCAAUUAUGAUAAAUUACUUGACUGUUGAGGUUAACAUUGUAAAAUAUCUAUUUUUUUAAAGUAUCAUAGGUUUUAUAUAAAAAUGGAAUCUGUUAAACUGGUGUAAGGUUAUUUUUGUAGCUUUGUUUAAAUUUUUCUAAUUGAUUUUCAGUUUUCUGUAUUUCAUUCAGUUUAUUUUGCCUACAGCGAAAAGAAUCAAAAUGUAAAAAUGAAUUACAGCACCUUUCCGCAUCGGAUGGUUUAUGCAGUACAAAUGUUUGUGUCUUUGUUUAUUUAUUUUACAAUCCUUGAUAUCAUUUCAGUAUAAUUUAUCACUUGUCAUUGAAAGCAUCUACCUCACUGUCCUGUUUGGCUGUUUUACUGCACGUUUACCUCACUGUGUUGAGUUACAUCAAGCACAUCACAGGCCAUAUUUCUGGAAGCAGCUUGAGCAUAUGUCAUGGUUUUCCUCAUGACUGUAAGCAGUGCUCCAUGUGCGGUGAUCUGGCUGUGUACAUUCUGUAAAAAGGCCAGAAAAAUAUAAAUAAUACUGACUGAUAAUGUAAUGAAAAGUCUCAAUAUGCCCCAAAACAAAAUUAAAGGUAUCGAAAAUGUAUUUUCCCUCAUGAAAUGUUUUCUGUAAUAUGGUGAUUUGUAAGGCAGUGGUUUGCACUGAACAUUGUUUUUUGUUUUGUUUUUUUUUACCCUAAUUAUACAUUGGAUAUUUAGGUAAAAUAUUGGCGGUUGCAAUGCACGAGACAAAGAGUUUCAAUAUUACUUGAGAGAUAAUUUUAUGGCAGUAGAAUUCUCUAGUAAAAGUGUAUAUAAAAUAAUAAAAUAAUAUUUAAGUAAAAUGCUUGUGUUCAGUUUAAAACAACCAACAGUUAUUCAUGAUCAUGCCUGUUCACAAGCACAAAUGUACUGUAUCAAACAUUCAUCUGUUAUUACAUGUUAGCCAAUAUCACAUAGAAACAUAUGUCUGUGUCUUAUGUCAAAUUAAUGUCCAUUAUUCUUUUAUCAUCAGUACAUUAUUGUUAAACAAAUUUCAGUUGUGUAAGUUUUGAUGGUCUUCCAUGAGAAAUCAAGAUGCUUUUACUUUAUUAUGAUUUCGUGACUGUCAUUAUUUUCUGAUAAAUAAAAAAGUGUAUCAUCUUCUCUCAGCACUUAGAUUGGAUAUUACUGUUAAAUAACAUUGUAUGGGCCAGAGCAGUGUUGGGAAACUGCAGUUUCAAUUAAAAGAUUUGCUGAUUUGUUUCAGGCAUCACUCAAAGGUUUCCCUGAAGUCCCUGCACAGCUUUUUUUGUUCAUGUUUUCAAUUACGGUACUUAGAUUGAGUCAAAUAUGGUUUAUGAUGUCACCCACCUCACAGGUUUACUCCUAAACAGAGGCUAUGUUCAGAAUAAUCUUACUGAAUACUGUGCAGUACACAUGGUAUACUCCAUAAUAUAUAUUUUUUUAAAUAGUAACUAUAUUCAGCAGACAUAGUAAGAGUACAUUAUGUUAGUAUGGUAUUCUGAACAUAGCCAUAGUUCUCUUUUAAUUUAAGUUAAUUAGUGAAUCAAAGUUUUACUGAAUCACUAAAAAGAACUAACUCAAAAGAAUGAUUCACUUGUGAAUCAGACAUCGCUACUAUUAGAAUGAUUGGCAUAGACAUUGUUAAUGAUUUUUUUUUUUUUUUUUUUUUAUCAGACCUGAUAUUUAGCGGUGAUAAAAAAAAAAAAAAAACACUUUUAUUUUUAUCUUAUUAAUGCUAUCAUUUGCAGUGUAUGUGCUGCUGUAGCCCUUGGAGAGAAGAAAUAUUCCAAAAUGUUUAUCAUGCACAUAGGCAUAGGUGUCGGGUUUACUGAACAUACAAGGGUAAAGAAACAGCUCAUCUCUCCCACAGCGGAUGUUUUAUCAUUUAUAAUGUCACCAAACUGUAAUGCCUCCAGUAACUGACUGAUCCACCUAAUAGGAGAGCCCUUUUUAGGGGAGACCGUGGGCAAUUUGUUAUUUCUUUAAUCACACUCAGAGUAGUAUAUAUAUAUUUUGCUAUAUAUUUUCAUAAAUGUUCCAUCAUAUCACUGUUGAGUGUCAAAUGCAUCUACUCACAUAUGAAAUUACACUGUUGCCUACAAAGUGUACUGUGCAAAACUAGGAUAGAAACUGUACGUGCAUAUCUAACAUGUUCCUUUAAUACCACCUUGUUAAUCAAGUGGUUUAUUCAAAUGCAAAUGCCCAUCAUUGAUGAAUACUGCUGUGAGAAAUGAUCAAACAGCGUUGCACAUUUAGUUUCUGUCUAGUUGUUACUUGUUCAUAGUAAGCAAUAAUGCAUGAUAAAUCUGUUGCUUUGCACAUGGUUAACUGGUUGUUCAUAUAAAUAUAUUUCUUUAAUAGUGCCUUAUAUCACAUGAAUGGAUAUGCUAACCCUUCCAGAUCAUGUAUAUUGAGAAGAUAAUGUCACUGAAGUUAUUUGAUUCUUUCUGUAAUAUGAAUGUAAAUGCACUCAAAGUCUGCCUUGGAUUGUAUUGUUCUUUAUUAACACAAAUGUUAACAUCCCAUGUCUUUGAUCCCCAUGUUUCAAUUUAUGCCACAAUUCAAGUCUUUAAUUGGGUCUUUCCUUUGAUUUACCUGCACAAAAUGUGAAUUAAUGAAACACAGCAAAAACUCAAUACAGAAACAUGGUCCUACAAGUGUACAAACCAUGACAUUUAUCUAGUUUCUGAAAUGCCAACAAAAUAUGGUAACACUUUAAAGUAAAAUUGGAUUAGGAUUUGAUUGAAUUAGGUAUCAGGAAAGGAUUGGAUUAGGUAUCAGGAAUGGAUUUGAUUAGGUGUCAUGAACUAACAAUGCACAAUAAUUUUUCAUUAAUGUUAUUAUACACAUAAAUAUACUACUGUUUCAUUUUUUCAUUCUUUGUGAAUUUUCCCCUAAUGUUAACAAAUUUAUUAGUAUAGAAUUAACGUUAACCAAGAUUAAUAAAUGCUGUAAAAUUGAUCAUUGUUAGUUCCUUGUCAUUGUUAGUUAAUGCAAUUGUUAACAUGCAACUAUAAAAUGAAUUUUAAAACGUUACUAAAAAUAACUAACUACUCUAAAAUGACCAAUUACUUAAGUGAAAAACUAAUCAUAUAACUAUUUACUUUACUUUAAAGUUACUUUCUAAAAGACUUUCCACUCAAUGAGUUCAAAAUAAUGUCUAUAUUUCCUCCUCGUCCAUUGUCACACACCCUUCACCUGUCAAAGAAAAUACAAACAGUCAUACAUAUGAACAAAAUUCAUAUUUUAAAUGUAUUCUACAUAAAUAAUAUUAUAUUAGAAAUAUGUGGAACCCAAGUACUUAAAAGUAAUUACCUUAAUUGAAAGAUUGUAAAUGUAAUCUGAUUACAAGAAUGUAAAAUUUAACAUUUUACACUCCAUUUUAUUUUUACUUUAAAAGUAAUAUUAUUACAGUAACUAACUAGUUUGCAUUCAGAUUACACUCAGCACUGUUAACGUGUAGGUUCCAACUGAAACUUUGAGAAGCUCCUUCCAGGAGUGAUGAUUUCUGAAAUCCUUUAUAAUCAUGCCCUUCUGGAUUGGCUGAUGCUGCUUGAUGCUCUGCCCCUUAUGGGCGCAUCAUUGCGGGCAUGUAAAUUGGAGCACAGCGUCAUUUCCUCAGGAUUUUCUGACUGAAGGUAGGAGAGCGAUCUGGGGCCCUUCACAGCAAGAAGUUAGUAGUGCUACAAAGCAAAGUUAGUAGUGUGUCACUCCCUCCUUUCAGGGAUCCAAGAUUACAGUCGUAACAGAGAAAUUGGACAAUAUGGUCAUGAGACCAGUCCAACAGCAAUGACACUAGCCAAGCAGGGUAAAGGACAUUGACAAAUCAACCUUCCUUUGCAGACAAAAUCUGGGAAGAGAGAGAAAACAUCCAAGUUAUAGAACCUGUGUGUUGGUGAAAGCCCAGUCUGCAGCCAGACAGAUGUCUUCCAAGUGUUCAAUAUACAUAUGUAAAGUCAUAAUGGGACAUAGCAUGUGCAGUCUCUUAGCCUUGUCCAACUCAAAGGGAGGAGGACAGAAAGCUUGCAAGGUAACAACCUGAGCCCCUCAAGGGGGUGGACAGCAUUUUGGGCACAUUUCCCUCUCUAGGCUUGAGAACAGAUUUUGAUAAGCCUGGUCCAAACAUGAGUCAUUGAAAAACAAGACCAGAAGGUCCCCGAUACAUUUGACUGAAGCCAAGCAAGUAUCAGCACAGUCUUCAAGGAGGGUAUGCGUGAGUUUACCACCUCUAGGACUCAAACGGGGAACCUAUCCAUACAGUAGCGAACACAUAUUUGAAUUUGAUGGCCAUUUGUGAGCUACGGCAUCCAAGCUGAUCUGUCUGAGGAUGAAGUCCCCUGUACGUCGUACGUCACAUUUAUCGACAGGAGAUAACACUUGCUCUAGAGGAGAAUCCAGCGUGCCAGAGCCAAUAUCAGGCAAGACCACACUCCUCCCCUGCGAUUGACUGCAGUGUUGUCUGUACGGAUGUGAAAGCCCCGCACCUCUCAGAGCUAAAAGGACAGCAAGAAAUUCUAGGCACUUUAUGUGCCACUUUAGCUAGCAAAGCUAAACAGCGGUGCCUCACUAGGAGAUGUAAGCGAUCAUGUUUCCACAUGUGAUGAGGGACUCUCCAGUUGACCCAGAACUGGAGAGGCCUCGUAUAUAACAAGCUCAGAGGGAUGAUGGUGGCCGUGGCUGCCAGCAACCUGAAUGCCCACUUGAACUGUCGCAGCAGUAAGGCUCUCCCUGGCUUGAAACUUGUCAAACACUAGAGGAUAGAUUGAGUUUGUCCGUCUGUCAGAGUUUCAUUCCCAAGACCCAUCCACAUAGCGGGCCAGAGGACACUGGAGUACACCUGUCCCCACUGGGGCCUGAACAUCACCAACCCUCGGCAGGAUGUUCAGUCAGUUUACCAAGUUUUAAAAACUUGAAAUUUGCUAGCUUAUGUUUGAGUCUUGGGCAACUGUAACGUGGUUUAAACACCUGGUGACUCUUUAUUGGAACAUGGUAAACAUUUUGCAUGCUGCCAACAGCAGCACAAACAGAAACAACACUGAUAGAAUGAUCUCGAUCCUGGCGUAGAAUGGCAGGGAGACCUAGAGUGUCUCGACAGGGACACGGAGAAGUGUUCCGGGCCUAUUUUAUUUAUUUAUUUGGAACCGGAGUAAACUGUUUUGUAUGCUCUAGUCCCCGCUUUACGGUUUUCAGACUACAAGGAAUUCCUGUUUCGCCCAGGAAGAGGUUUUGCACUGGGACGAGAGCUGGAGGGCGCAAUCUUGUGUUUUGGCCAUGGCCACUGGGGGCUCACAGUUGGUUCAGUCUCCAUCUUUUAAAGAGCUUGAGUGGUGGUGGCGCUUUGCUUUUUUUGCUUUUCUGCCCUAAUGAAGAGCGUGAGCGAGCCAGCUGUGCUACAGGGCCACCUCGCCUUGGCAAGAUGUGCUUUUAGGCCAGCAACUGCUUCUUAGGUGAUUGGAAUCCCUCUGUGAAAGCAUUCAUUGCAUCACCAAAGAGUCACUGCUGCGACACCAGAGUGUUCAAAGAACGGCUUUGUCUGUGUCGUGAAGCUCUGACAAAUUAAGCCAGAUAUGAUGCAAAGCUAAUGCCAGGCUUGCCAUAGAUCUGCCAAUUGCCUGGGUAGUAAUCUUGAUAUCCCGGAGCCUGACAUAAAGGCCGCUGCACUGGAGAUGUGUGUUCUCGCUGAGUAUGGAGCACACAAUGUUUGACCAGCUGGUCGAACAGCUCGGGAAAGAAUGGCACCAGAUGGCAGGACUUGAAGUCAAGAACGCUCAUGCGCAUCAACUGUGGGCCAUUCGAGCUGUAGUUUCUCGACCGCCUUGAAGAGAACCUCCAUUAAUUUAGCGUCAGAGGCAGAUCUCACUUGGUUUUUCAGCCCGCAGGGGAAAAUACCAUCAAACUCAUCGACUGAGUGUGACCAGGUCUCGCCGUCAGAGGCCUGGCGAUAUAUCGUCACCGGCAAACUUGAUCACACUUUUCGGACCAGUGGUGGGGAAAGAUCUUCACGGACAUACUGAAUGGGUGAAGCCGCUUGAUGUGGAGAAGAGGACACACCCAAGGCCUGAGAUUGUGAAAAAUCAUCUUUAAAAUCUCUGUGCUCUACAUCCUGGCCUUGCACGCCACCUCAGUGGCAGAAGGUGGGGGGACCACCGUCAUCCUUCAAAAAUCGAGCCGAAAGCAAAGCAUUUUGAGUUUCAUGCAUACACAGUGAACGCAAUCAGUCUCACUGAGCGCUGCUUCCACGUCAGCUUGGCCUAGGCAAACAAAGCUGCGCACAUGACAAUGGAAAAUAUCACUCGUAUGGAGAAAAACAUUGCGAAACACCAUCUUUUUAAAGACAUUGUUAAGCAAAAUGCUUUUUUAGUUUCUUUUUCAAUUAAAGAAACACAAUGCAAUAAUAUGAAACACUGAAGUGUUCAAAAGAUACGCUGUUAAUCGGAGCACAACAGGGAGAAGAAUAAAUAUCCACUCGCUGUGAAGGGGUGCAAAUCCAAAUGAUGAAUUGAAGAGUCAGGUUUCCAGAGCACGGGAGAUAUAAUCACAAUGCGCUGCAUUCUGGUUUAUGUGCCCACAAUGAUGCACACAAGAGGGGCAGAGCAUCAAGCACCAUCUGCGAAUCCAUAUUGGCAUGAUUCUAAAGGGUUUCAGAGAUGGUCACUCCUGGGAGGAGUUUCCCAUAGCGUUAGCUACUGUAGCAGCGUUGAAGUGAAUGACUUGAAAGGGAACUAAUUAAGUGUUAAAUAAAAUGCUUUAGCAUUACCCCAUAAAAGAAUGAUCAGAUUUGUAUUUAGUUUAACAAUAAGAGUAUGAUAAAAAUACAAAGAACUUAAACUACCAACAGUCUCCAUUGAGUCAUCAUGAGUUUUUAUAUCGCUUGUAUUUUUGUGUGUGUGUAAAUGUGUGUAGUUCAGCUAGCCCUAUCACAAGAGCCUUAGCACUCUGUAACAUGUUAAAUCCAUACAAACAUGUCUAAUAUGUCUAUUAUGAUGUGAGUUUGUGUACUAACUAUCUGUCAUGUUCUAACUGCCUCUGUAAAACAAUCAUUAGAAUAAUUGUAUUGUGUAAAAUUCAUCAGAGACCUUAAACUUAUAUGACUUUGAAUCAGGAGUCCAGUAGUGUCUACUGUCUAGUGUACUUACCCAACAGGGGGAUGAAUUCAAUGUUUAGUUCAUUAUGUAAAUGUAUAGCAUACAGUAAUUUGGCAAAAUAUGUUGUUAUAGAGUUACUUGAGGUAAUAUCUCUAUAUAUUUUAACCAUAAACGUACAUAAUGUAUGCA